AUGUCAGACCAGAAGCCCAUGCGCCCCAGUUAUUAUCGUCAACUGCAGUCUCAAGCUCGCGCACUGCGCGACCGAUCCAGUAUUGAUACCCAUUGCCCGAGCCUAUCCAGCGUGCCCUCGAGGGCAUCGUCCACAAUGACCCGAUGUUCGGGAAGUGAGGCGCCUUUGGAGCGAGACGACUGGUGGUAUAAGGGGACCGACAGCCUACUUCUGAAACGCUCGGGAGAGCAUCACUUCGUGGGAGCAUCAUCCACUACACAUCUUGCCAAGCGCCUCAAUCCGGUCUCAACAAACCUGGCGUGGGAUGUAUGUCCACUUUAUGAUGACUCAUCCUCAUUGCGUCGGUCGGUGGCAGCUACAUUGCCUCAGUUGCCGCCGUUGGAGACCGCCAAACGGCUCUUCUGGGUGCAAUAUGCCUAUGUCGGGACGAUCUUCUCAUUGAUCCACCCCACAGAAUAUGAAGAACGAUUGGACUUGGUCUACCAUCAGCCACCUGACUUUUCCCACCGGGAGACAUGCCUAAUAUAUUGCCAGGUGCUCCUGGUUACCGCUUAUGGGUUGAUGUACUCCGUCAACGAGUGGUCCGAUGAGGAUGGACCCCCUGGUUUCGCGUACUUCAGGCAUGCGCUGGAAUUCUUGCCCGGUAUCCAUGAAGAAGGCUCAAUCUUCUUCGUCGAGGUGCUGUGCUAUGUGGCAUACUACUUGCAGAAUCUCAAUCGUCGGGAUGCCGCUUUUCUUUAUAUUGGUCUAGCCCUUCGUAUGGCUAUCUCACUUGGGCUUCACCAGGAGGUCUCCGAUCCAGACUUUAGCGAAACGGAACGAAACCGCCGCCGUCGAGCGUGGUGGUCGGUUUACAGCUUGGACCGGAAUAGGCUUCUGUCUGUCAAAUCCGGGAAUCCCAUUACUAUCCAUGAUGAGGAUAUUGGCACAAUAUGGCCAGCUGCGCCGGACGGGUCAACCCCGGAUUCAUGGCCAUCCAUUGUACUCACUCACUAUACACAACUCUCUCGUAUUCUGGGGAAAAUUGGAGAAGAGAUCUACCGGAAAACGCCCCGAUCUGGGUCCAACCUCAUUAUAUCUGUGCAAGAUAUUACUAAUGACCUUUCCACCUGGUUGCGACAGAUUCCUGAUCGCCUCCGCAUUGACUUCACCACUCUGGAUGCCCCCAUCGAUCGAGAAACCGUGUCAAUCAACCUUCACUUUUACUCCUGCGUCAACAUGGCUGCCCGCCCACUCGUGUUCUAUAUCAUUCAAAGAAGACUCGAUGCAGGUAUUCUUGGAACCUCGACGGAAGGUUGGAAAGAAGGCCUAACACCUAACACAGUUGCAGUCAUUGAUAGCUGUAUCACAGCAGCCCGGGCCACAACUCUGAUUAUGUAUGCAGCUGCGAAACAUAAUCUCAUAGCUACAUACGGCUACCUUGAUGGAGAGUACAUUUUCUCCGCCGCACUGCUUCUUGUCAUGGUGAAUGCCGCAUUCCCGCACAACGAUACCAAUGAUUGGGCAAUGGGAGCCGCACUGAAUCUUCUUCAGAGCAUGGCUGACCGGGGAAAUACGUACCUGGGUUCGCGCCACUCCUUGCUUCUCGAGCUACAGACUGCUAUCGGCAUUAAACCUGCAAUGAGCGGUGCCGAUCGCUUGAGUCCUCCUCGGAAUGUACCCACUACACCCAAGAGUGAGCGGCCAGCCGGUUUAGGGACGGAGGAGGCUGAUGCUCAUCCGCCUGUACUAGAAGGGAUUUGGCAGCAGCCACCCGAUUUUUCCUCGCUCGAGGAUAUUUCCUUCCCGUUUGACGUCAACGAUGAUCCUGCGCUUUGGGAGGGUGCGUUGAAUGAGAUCGACAUUGAUAUGGAUACGGAAUGGAUUGAAAAUACUUUGAAGCGAUAG
Molecule: messenger RNA, 1887 nt
Organism: Penicillium canescens
Lineage: Eukaryota; Fungi; Ascomycota; Eurotiomycetes; Eurotiales; Aspergillaceae
Product: fungal specific transcription factor domain-containing protein
Exons: 7
Coding region: 1-1887 (628 amino acids)
Biological process (GO): DNA-templated transcription
Molecular function (GO): zinc ion binding; DNA binding
Source: RefSeq, a predicted model, not a curated record